Penicillium lagena is the source of this 627-nucleotide messenger RNA. RefSeq names its product DUF3425 domain-containing protein. The coding region runs from base 1 to 627 and encodes 208 amino acids. The transcript has a single exon. Lineage: Eukaryota; Fungi; Ascomycota; Eurotiomycetes; Eurotiales; Aspergillaceae. The record is from RefSeq and is a predicted model, not a curated record.
AUGGCCGAUCUUGCAUGUCUAAAGGACCUUUACAACCUUGGGAUUCAUUCGGAAGGGACAAAAUGGGUCCUCCGUCAGCUGGAAUGCAUAUGUUAUGACCGCUACCUGACCGGUUCGCCACAAACGGAACUUCUUCUAGGCCUCACUCAGCUAAACUUGACCCGGGCUCUGGUGCAUAAUAUGGAAAUUUUGGGAUAUCAAUCGAGACCGAUGCACAACGAAGCGUUGUCUCCUUUCUGCAUCGCUGGCCCCUCACAAACCGGCAAUGAAAUGGUUUCUCUGCCUCCUAGCUUGGAGCCUACUGCCCUCCAGCUCUCGACUCCACACCACCCGUGGCUUGAUCUAUUCCCUAGCCCCCAAAUGCGCAAUAAUUUGAUUGUCCUUGAGCCAUUCGUGGAUGAAUACGGGCUCUGUGAAGACCUAUGCAGUUCGACGGAAGGAACCGCGGGAAUAUUAGUCUGGAAAGACCCUUGGGAUCCAACCGGCUGGGAGGUAACAAGCUCUUUUAUGUCUAUUUGGGGUUUAGUAGUCCGUAACUGUUGGGAUCUGUUUCGAUCUACGAACCAUUGGCGUCUGAAACGGGGUGAGAAGCUAUUAUUCUACAUUCCGCCGGCGAUCCGGAGCUAG